Messenger RNA from Salpingoeca rosetta, 729 nucleotides. RefSeq lists its product as uncharacterized. The coding region runs from base 1 to 729 and encodes 242 amino acids. NCBI's taxonomy places the organism in Eukaryota, Choanoflagellata, Craspedida, Salpingoecidae. The record is from RefSeq and is a predicted model, not a curated record. The transcript has a single exon.
AUGGCCGACGAAGCAGCAGAGGAGGAGGAGGUUGUGUUUCGAGGGCGGACAACACGGCCGCGGCUCAGGCUGCGAACGAGAAAAGCCAGCACGAGCACGGGCACCAGCACGGGCGCCAGCAGCAGGCGGCGCGCUCUCGAAGCCGGUGGCCAUCAGCAGCAGCAGCACCACGCAGCGACGAGUGUGAUACCUCAGGAACAAGCACAGCAGCAGCACCACGUUGCCGCCACAAGCACGACAUCCUCAGACUUGCACAAGCGUGCGAAACGCGGGGAUGGCGGGCGGUUCAAGCCGCUGCAGUUUGGAACCUCUUCCUCUUCUUCCUCCUCCGCCGCUGUCACAACGUCCACAUCCCUGUCUCAGCAGUCCCGCGACAUGGACAGGGGGAAGGCAGCACAGCAACAACACACAACACUGAAGCAAGACACCAACGGUGGUGGGGCGCACAAGCAGUCCAACAGCAGAGGUGCACACAGGCAAGGGUUUGACGCAAGAGUGCGAGAGGUUGCUUGUCAGAGGACUUCAAAUCCACACCAGCACCAACAGCCACAGCCACAGUCACAGCGCCCACCACCGCCAGCUUCUUGUUCAACAGCGACGUCCUCUUCUUUGUCACCCGUGGUGCUGUUGGAUGCUGCGGCUGUGAACGCUGCGUGUCCCACACCCCCAGCGUCUUGGCACAGCGUGCAGCUUGCCCUCACGUCAUACUUUUCAGACCUCGAGCAGUGA